AUGGAAUCGUUCAACUCAUUAAAUUUACGAGUUGGUGAAUGUUCGUUUUUAGAAACUGUCCUGAUUGACGUUAGACGUUUCAUCAAAAUUUUCGAUUCUGAAAACAAAAAGUUGGUAAUUGCUGCGUACAUUUAUUUAAUUUGAAUCGAUACAUUUACAUUAUUUGUUGUUUUAGACACGUCCUUGUAUUUCCUCCGCUAAGUGCACGCAAUCGUUUUUUGAUUCACAAUUUAGUACAGAAUUUUUUUAAUGAAUUGAAUACCAUAUCUAUUGGUAGUAGCUACGGAAGACGUACAGUCGUUUAUCAUUCUUCACUUAAACCAAUGUAAGUUGAAACAAUUUAAGAAUUAUUUUUAAACACGUUUUUAUCUUUUUAAUUUUUUUAAUGUAAUUCUUUAAUCACAUUAUUUAAUUUACACAAGUAGUUCUAGACAAUAACGAAUACCUAUUUUUAUAUUAAUUCACUAAUGAAAUUAUAACAGUAGAUAUGAAUAUCAAGUGCUACAGUAGAAUGUAUUGUGCAAUUUCACUUUUAGACUUGAUGAAUUAUUAAUUUUGGACUCUGUAUACCUUUGUAUUUUAAAUUUUUUAAUGUAUUUAGAUACAUUAUUAUACAAUACUUGAGAAUUUGCCAUCCAUUUCUUUCUAAUGGGCAAUAUAGUUCAUGUAUACAUAUUCAGAGUUUUUAAAUCUAGCCUUAAUAGACUCAAAACAACAAUUACUUCACCAAAUUAAAGAUGAAGUUUUAAUUGUACAAUUUUAUAUUUAGACAAAACAAACAAGGCCAGGUAAAUAUUAAAAAAAUCCCUAUGUGAAAACAUAGUAAUUAGUAAUGUAGUCUUUAAAUAAUUGUUGAAAAUGUGAAAUGGUUAUUGUUUACUGGUGGAAUUCUAAAAUCACAUUUUUGCGAUAUUGUCCACUGGCCAUUAGAAAGAAAGUGGUCGCAAAUGCUACUGUGACGAUCUCUUGAUUAGCUAUGUUCUUUAGAUUUAAUUUGAAUAAUGAUUUACAAAGUAAAGAAUACCUACCUAUCAAACCGAAUAACAUAUAUUUAUAAAGUUUUUUUAUUUAAGAAUUCUAAAGGCAUGUGUCAAUAAUCCACAUGUAUUUAUUUGCAGACAUAAUUUGUUUGUACAAUAAUAUUUUGAAUGUAUUACCAUGAUUUAUUUUUAAAUGUGUUUUUAGAAUAAAUCUUUGAUAACAUUUUUACACAAAUAAAUAAAAUAUUUAAUUUCAAUUUACCAAAACGUUUUUAAUCAAAUCAUUUUUUGUUUGCAAUCAUUUAAUAUCUUCUUCUCCUUUCCCUUUAUCCCAGCUAUUUGAGAUCUAUCACUCUUGUCCUAAACUUCCACUUGACCCAAUCUUCCAUUCGCAUACACUGGCUGUCCUUGAGUGUCUUCUAGUCAUUCUUAAACGCAUCCAACCACCUCUUUUUUGAUCUUCCUAUUUUUCUUUCUACGUUUAUUUUCAUAAGCCUCUGUUUUGUUUCUGAUUUCUCUUUCCUCAUAACAUAGCCAAACCAUCUCUAUUUUCUCUAAUUUUGCUAUUAUCAAAGUCAUGCUUAUGUUACCUUUUGUACCUUGUUUUUUAUCCUAUUUUCACAGAUCACUUCACUCAUCCACCUAAGUAUUCUCAUCUCAUCUCAUGAUACACUAAUUCUCUGUUCUAUUUUUCCAUCUACCACCUAAUACUCCAAACUAGGCUCCUAGGGGGUUUUAGGGGUUCAACCCCCUCCCGAAAAUUUUUUCUGAAUAUAUGCUUGCUCCAAACCAUUCAACAUAGUUGGCUUUACUACACUUUUGUAGAUCUUCUCCACUUUAUCCAACCACACUAUUUUCUAAAUUAUUUUUAAAUGGUUUAUUGUUGUUUAAAGUAAAUAAACUAUAUUAUUGUACACAUUUUAUUAACAAGUUAUUGGUAGUCUCCAAAUUAUUAUUAAAAAAUAACUAUAUUAUAUUUUGUGUUAAACAUAUAUUUAAAAUAAAGUGCAAAUUUGUAUAGAUUGUUAUAUUUAAAACAUUUUUAAAUUUUUAAAAAAUAAUUUGUUUUGUAGGCUUCGUGAAACAGAAUCAGAACAACCAAAUGAAAUUGUUGAUCAAAAAAAUAAUGAUAUGCAUCAAGCAUAUAGAACACCUAUUGAAAGGAAAGCACAAGAACAAUUAUUUAAAUCACUCAUGCCUGAAAAAAAAGGCAAACAAAUAUCAAGGUAUAUCAUAUUUAUAUACAUGUAUAUAUAUUAAUGUUACCUUUUAGUUUAUGUACUGAAGUUCAAUCGUGAUUUUUUUUCAGAGCUGCUGUCCGUACAAAAUCUAAAAGACCAGAUAUACCUAUUUAUAUUCCUCGUGCAAUGCGGGUAUUAGCUAAUAAUAUAGCUCCUAAUAUCAGCAAUACUGCUAAUAGUUUAAAUUCAACUUUAAUAACUAAACGCGAUACUGAUUGUAAAAUUCAAGAUGAAUCUAGUAGUACACCACCUUCAAAAGAAAGAAAAGGUUCAUUUCCACAAUUUAAUUUAAAUAAUACACAAAAUAAUUGUAAAUUAGAUUUACUUUUAUCUUUGGAAUCCUCCAAUGAAAUGUUAGUUGAUUGUUGUGAAAGUAACAAAGUUCAAAAUUCAUUUAAUAAUAUUUCACCUCGAAAUUCAUUAUCAUCAUCCUCUAGUGAUCUUUCAAAUUGUUUAAAUACAAAUGAAUGUAAUCCUAAUUCAUUUGUUCCAAACGAAAUAAUUAAACCAAAUAGUCCCGUGUUGAAGAAACAUGUAUUAGAUUCAUAUAUUAAAGAAAAGCCAAUGAAGAACUGUGAUAAUGUAUCAAUAUCCUUAAAUCUUCCAUGCUCGUCUGACAAUCUCAAUGAUACUUGUAGUAAAAAUUCUAAUCUUGAUAAAUCACCAGAUUCUAAAAUAUCAAAUAUUGACAAUACAGUUAAACCUAAUGUACUUAAACCUCGGUCAAUCAGACAAUCAAUGAUGUUAAAUGUGAUUGAUAAUACUGAAGAAACUGUUGUAGAAAACAUAGACAAGUCUGAAACACAGAAUAAUGAAAUAUGUUUAGGAAAUGAGUUAAUGUCUGAUUCACAAAAAUUAGAAAUAGAAUAUGAUUCCAAUUGCCCAAAUUUUUGCUUAGAUGAUAGUUUCGGUAGUGGACCAUUAUCAGAAAUAGAAGAAAAAAGUAUUAAAAGUGUAGAUGAGAAAUUAACUGUACAGGACAAUUCAGGGUUAGUAAAUAAGCCUUUAACUAGUUUUAAACAAAAUGUGCAACAGGAAAACAAAAAGAAAAAAGUUUUAGAUAUAGAUGAGUGUAGCUGGGAAGAUUUGUAUGAUAAAGAAGAUGAUUAUAUUCAUCCAAUACUUGUGAAAGAAGUAAGUUUUAAUACAUUUGAUUUUUUAGGUUAUUUUAAUUAAUCUAUUACUAGUCUCAAGAUUUUUUUUUAUGUAUGGUCGCACAGGGUAAAAAUUGCCACUACACAAAAUAUUUUAAAAUUAUUUCUUUAAAUUGCAAUUUUGUAAUUUAUAAAAUAUUCAUGAAUAAUUAUUAUUUUAUUAAUCUUAUAUAAAUGUGUUCUUGACACACGAGUGCAGUACACAUCAUAAUAGUUUUCGAUAAAUUAAUAUAAAUAUCAUAAUCGAAUAAUGGUAUAAUUUUGUUUAGUCAGAGUUAUAAACCCGUCUUACAGAUAAUGACGGAAAAAUACAUAUUUCACACUAAGAGAUUAUUUACCCUGUGAGACUAGUGACUGGUUAAAAAUAGUUACAAAUCAAAUAAUAAUAAGAAUUAUUAAAAUAAAUAUUUUCUACUUCAUUAAUAAUGAAAUUAUGAUAGGUAAUUAAACAUUCAAGUUUAUAUUUAAUGAAUCUCAAUUAUUGUGAUAGAAAUAUGAAUAAUUUAUUGUAAACUGUAUAUUAUAAUUUUUGUUUACAAAUAUUUGUCCAAACAUAUAAAACAUAUAUUUUCUGGGUAUCACUGAAAUUCUUCUUUUUUUUUUUUCACAAAUAUUGUAGUUUUAAAACGUAUGUUCAAAAUUGUCAUUGGCGCAUUAUUAAUUUAUAAUAAAGUAAAUGGUUGAUAUACAUUUGUUUUAUGAUUUACAAUGAUUAAUAAAUAAAUAUAAAGAAAUUAAUUUCAGCUAACCAAUAGUUGGUUUAAUAAUAAACCAAUAGUUUUGUAGUGCAUUUUUUUUUCAUUUUACAUUUGAAUUAUUUAUUAUUAUUAUUAUUUUUUAAUAAUGUGUAAUUUAAGAUAUUUAUAUUUUAUAGUGUAUAUAUUUUAUUUUAUUUUAGUUGUCUUCUGCGAUUGGGAAAGUACAGGUGCAAUGUACAAAAGAAGAUUAUCGAAGUCAUCAAACAGCUGAGGAACGCUCUGGCGAUGGAGAAUGUAUAAUUGAGGUUUAUGAUUUUUCUUCCGACCUUAAAACGGUUGAUUUAAUGAAUCAAUUUGCAGCAUUCCGUAAAAAUCAUUUUGAAAUUAUUUGGAUAAACGACACACAUGCAUUAGCAGUGUUUGAGAAUCCAAAUUUAGGUUGAAAUUUAUUUAAAAGUGUAUUUUAAGGUUUAUGUCUUAUUAUAUUUAAUAAAGAUAAUAUAUUAUAAUAAUUUUAUAGCUGACAGGGCACUGAACACACCAUUUGCACUUGUAAAGACCAGACCUCUUAAAAGAGCUAUUAGAGAAUCCAAAAUAAGAGCGGAGACUGUCUCUCCUCUUCCAGCAACUAGACCUAAGACUUGUACUGCAAUGGCGAGACGUCUAGUUGGCAGUGCUUUAGGAUUAAAAGUGAAUGUACCACAUCAUCGUUUAAAUGCUGAACGUACACUGUUAGCAGAUGCUAAAGGUAAAUUAAAUUGAUAAAUUAUUUCUAUGGUGCAAGAAGAGUAAUGUCAAAAAAAAUAAAACAGAAAAUGUAUUACAUAAUUAUGGACCUUACGUUAGAUUUUUGGUAAUACAUUUAUAAAUAUAAUAAGUAAAUAUAUAAAUUAAAAAAUGUAUGCAUAAAAAUAAAAAAUUAAUAAAUUAAUGAAUGUGUCACCGGGAGUAUUAUGAUAUGUGUAUUAUACGACUGGUUUUGAAUUAAAAAUUCAUCAUCAGGUAUAUCACAAAAUGUUAAAUGUGACCCUAUUAAUUUAUUUUUUAUUUCCAUAAAUACAUUUUUUAUUUAUAUAUUUAUUUAUUAUUUUUAUUUAUGAGUGUUAACCAUUUUAAUAAUUUUAUUUUUACUUUAUUAUUUUAUCAUAAUAUAUUUAUAAUUACCUUACUUCUAAUUUUAAAUUUAAUUUUUGAACAUUGGACCUUCUUGUAUCAAGCCAUAAUUUUAAAUUUAAUAAUAUUAAUUAAUUUUUAUGUUUAUACAUUUAUAUUUUUUAGAGAAAAAGAUCCGUGAUGCUCAACAAAAAACCGAUAUAUGGGAUAGUCUAUCAUAA
This is a messenger RNA of Cinara cedri, 5407 nucleotides long. NCBI's taxonomy places the organism in Eukaryota, Metazoa, Arthropoda, Insecta, Hemiptera, Aphididae. The record is from the annotation of a GenBank genome assembly.